Epithele typhae is the source of this 918-nucleotide messenger RNA. Its product is annotated as SYF2-domain-containing protein. Lineage: Eukaryota; Fungi; Basidiomycota; Agaricomycetes; Polyporales; Epitheliaceae. Gene Ontology annotation, cellular component: post-mRNA release spliceosomal complex; catalytic step 2 spliceosome; Prp19 complex. The transcript is spliced from 6 exons. The record is from RefSeq and is a predicted model, not a curated record. Bases 1 to 918 code for a protein of 305 amino acids.
AUGUCUACCGGGCCGUCGACCUCCAAAGCCGCCGAAACCCUUCAAAAUGUGGCUCAAGCCGCCGACGAGUUCGUCGACAACAUGAACCCCGGCACGGAAGACGACGCCGGAGAACAGGAGGCUGAAGGAGACGAGAACACGAUGGAAGCUCGGAAGAAGAAGCUCGAGGAGCUGAGGAAGCGCAUGAGGUCGUCCGCACAGGCCAACCGAGCCUCCGUAGUUGAGGAGUCAGCGAAGGCGAGGAUCACCGCCCGCGAAGCAGCGCGGAUGGAGAGGCAACGCAAGCUUGCGGAGACGUUGAGGCAGAAGGCGGACGCGGAGGAUCGUGGGGAGGACGUUGAACGGCAGAAGAAUUGGGAGUACACCAUCGAGGAGAACGAUGAGUGGGAGAAGAAACAGGCGCGGAAGGCAAGGAGAGCAGACUUCUCGUUUAACGACGACGCCGAUGCUGCGCGACGGAGAUACAAGAAGGACCUUGACCACAUCAAACCCGACCUGGAGAGCUACAACCGGCAAAAAGAGGUUGCACUUGGGUUGGCUCCAGGGACGCUUUCAAAACCUGGCGCUGCUAGCGGGUCGUCUGCCGUGACCAAAUUCGACCCGUCCGGCGGGGCAUUACAGGCUGCGCCCACGAGCUUGCAGCAACAGCUAGCAGCAGAGAAUUUGUACCGUGAUGCGAACAGCUUACUGUAUGCGGACAAUAAGCCCAGUGAAGACGCUAUUGAUCGAGUCAUUGGCAAGAUCAACAAGGACGUUGACAAGAAGAGCAAGUUCUCACGUAAGCGUCACAAUGAGGAUGAGGGCGACAUCACGUAUAUCAACGAACGGAAUCGUGUGUUCAACAAGAAGAUCGCUCGAUACUAUGACAAGUACACCACUGAGAUCCGUGCUAGCUUCGAGCGCGGGACCGCUCUUUAG